CUAUAAGUAUCGUUCCUCUCCUCUUCCUCCCUCUCUUUCGUUGUUAGGGUUUGUGCGGCUGCUCCAGUGCUGUUGCGAUGGCGAUCUCCUUUACAGAUCUUCACACAGAAACUGGUCUCAAAACCCUCGAGGAAUUCCUCUCAGGGAAAAACUAUGUCUCCGGUGAUCAAAUUAGCAAGGAUGACGUUAAAGUGUUUUCUGCCGUCGCAAAGCCUGGAGAGGGGUUUCCCAACGUCAGCCGCUGGUAUGCGAGCGUUUCUGGAGUUCUUGCGCCGAGAUUUCCUGGUGAAGCUUAUGGAGUUAAAAUUGGAAGUCAGGCUGCAGUCUCAGCUGCUGUACCUUCUGCGGAAGUCUCAAAGGAGGCUGCAGAUGCUGAUGAUGAUGAUCUAGAUCUCUUUGGUGAUGAGACAGAGGAAGACAAGAAGGCAGCAGAGGAGCGUGAGGCGGCUGUUAAAGCCUCUUCCAAGAAGAAAGAAAGUGGAAAGUCAUCUGUUCUUUUGGAUGUCAAACCGUGGGAUGAUGAGACUGACAUGAAGAAGUUGGAGGAAGCUGUUCGAAGCGUAGAGAUGCCAGGCCUCUUAUGGGGAGCAUCUAAGCUUGUUGCUGUGGGUUAUGGUAUUAAGAAGCUGCAGAUCAUGAUGACUAUUGUAGAUGAUCUUGUUUCCGUUGACAAUCUCAUUGAAGAUUAUCUCACUGAAGAGCCACGCAAUGAGUACAUCCAAAGUUGUGAUAUCGUUGCCUUCAACAAGAUUUAAUAGCAGUUUGCUCGCGUAGAACUCGAAUCUAGAACUUCAUGUUUUAUAUUUGAGGUAUUUAAUGUAUCGUCAUUUAUAAGAUUUUACCCGCCUUCAACAACAUUUAAUUUAGUUUCCCUCUCAUCUAAGCGACCGAAGAGGAUGGGAUUUGAGUCCUGCUUUCCAUUAUGUUUGAGGUAUUUAAUGUAGGCUCGUUUAAGUUACAUGAAUUUAUAGAAUUUUUUUUUAGUAAUAUGCUGGAUCUGUAAUUCUUCUGUUCCA
Zingiber officinale is the source of this 1016-nucleotide messenger RNA. Its product is annotated as elongation factor 1-beta-like. The coding region runs from base 78 to 755 and encodes 225 amino acids. Gene Ontology annotation, molecular function: translation elongation factor activity; guanyl-nucleotide exchange factor activity. Gene Ontology annotation, cellular component: cytosol; eukaryotic translation elongation factor 1 complex. The record is from RefSeq and is a predicted model, not a curated record. Gene Ontology annotation, biological process: translational elongation. The transcript is spliced from 6 exons. NCBI's taxonomy places the organism in Eukaryota, Viridiplantae, Streptophyta, Magnoliopsida, Zingiberales, Zingiberaceae.